Nilaparvata lugens (brown planthopper) is the source of this 2316-nucleotide messenger RNA. Its product is annotated as caspase-1. Lineage: Eukaryota; Metazoa; Arthropoda; Insecta; Hemiptera; Delphacidae. Gene Ontology annotation, cellular component: cytoplasm. Gene Ontology annotation, biological process: proteolysis; apoptotic process. The record is from RefSeq and is a predicted model, not a curated record. Bases 90 to 1004 code for a protein of 304 amino acids. The transcript has 5 exons.
UCUAUUGUUGUAACAUUUGUCCUUUUGAGAUUUGCUUAUUCUUAUAUAUUUUUUUAGAAUUCAGUGAACUCUUACAUGUUUUUAAUUAAAUGAAUAUUAUCAAUAAGUACACUGAUUUGAUUCUUUGUUUUUCAGAAAUGGAAACUGAUAAAUCGAAAUCUGAAGCAAAUGGGAGUGAUGAACCUGACGUUUUUUCAUUUUCAAAUAAUGAUGCCAGCAAUAAGAACGAGGCAAAGAGUCCAGUAGCAAAAGAAUCCUUAUUCUACAACAUGAACCAUAAAAGUCGUGGCCUAGCAAUCAUUUUCAAUCAUGAGAAAUUUGAUAGUGAUUCUUUGAAACAAAGAAAUGGCACAAAUGUAGAUGCUGACAACCUAAAAAACACUUUGACGAGACUCGGUUUUUCUGUUGCCGUGUUCAAAGACUACUUAUGCCAUCAAGUUGAGAAUGUACUCAUUGAAGCAAGUAAGGAGGAUCAUUCCGACUUCGAUUGUUUCGUAGUUGCUGUGUUGAGUCAUGGAGAACAUGGAAUUAUAUACGCUAAAGACCAUGCUUAUAAACCGGAAAUACUAUGGACAAAAUUCUCUGCAGACAACUGUAAAACACUGGCAGGGAAACCGAAGUUGUUUUUUAUCCAGGCUUGUCAAGGUGAUAAAUUGGAUGGUGGAAUCAAGAUGACUCAAACUGAUUCCAGCUCGACUUAUAAAAUUCCAGUACAUGCCGACUUCCUUAUCGCUUAUUCAACCAUCCCUCAGUACUAUUCGUGGCGCAACACAGCCCGAGGCUCGUGGUUCGUGCAGGCGCUGUGCAGUGUGCUCGACGAAAUCGGCACCGACUACGACAUACUCACCCUCUUGACGCUGGUCAAUCAGCGUGUGGCCUUCGACUUUGAAUCCUAUGUUCCCAACGAUAGUAGGAUGCAUGCUCAAAAGCAAAUUCCUUGCAUCACGUUCAUGCUCACCCGCCUCUUGAAGUUCAACAUAAAGACUCAACCAAUGCCAACAUAAUUAUAUUAGCAACUAAUCGGGUUUCUAAGACUAUGUGCAAAGUGAGAAAGUAAUAGAAGUGAAAUUCUAAUGUGAUGAAAGCAUAGUUGCCUUCAAAGCUAUAUAACAGUCAAUAUAUUUGACAAGUCCAAGGCCCGGUUUCACUAAAGCCUGUUAAAAUUGAUUCAUUGUUAAAUUCUAUGAGAACCAAACAGAAAAGGCUUUUCUGAGAAGACGACUUCUCUGAUUGGCUCUCGUGGCAUUUAAUCGGGAUUAAAAGUUAUCAGACUUCUGUGCAACCGGUGAAGCUUACUAUUUUGUAAAAGUGUUCAAUUGAUUCCUAUUUUGAUCGUCUUUGAUAAGAGUUUUGAAAUGAAUCUUAUUCUAGAUCUACUGUUAUAGAAAACUACUGUUUUUCACAGUACCUCAGGAGGGAUAGUCAUUAUGUUAUUUAUAAAACUUAAAAUAAGUUUUUAGCAUUUAUUCUUGUGCAUUUAAAUUUUAAUUUUUUCUAAAUAGUGUUAUGUUAUAUUAAGUGUGUUUUGGAAAAACUACUUGUUCGCGAACAAAAGACUUGGUCCUAUUGAUUUGGUAAUUAUUUCUUAGUUUGUAUCAUUCUAUUUUCUAUGGGUAUAGUACGAACAAAAAAAUCAUGUUAUUUGUAAGUAACAUAGAUCUGCCAUAGAAACUCGUUUCAAUGUCAUUGGAUUGUAAGAUUAAUAUAGUAUCAAUGUGCCUAAUUUCUCAUUCCAAUCUGAUAUUAAUGUAUAACAACUCCUUUUGGAAUUGAUGAAAAAAAUCUAUAUUAUAAUUAAUUAUUGUUUUACUCUAGUAGUAUAUCACUACCUCCGUAAACGGAGGUAGUGAGUAUAUACUCUAUAAAUAUUGAAUUUGAUGUAAGAGCAGAACCAUCUUAUUUUAAUAUUUUCUUUUAAUCCAGCUUGAUGUUUCAAAACUGAUAAUUCUUCUCUGUUAUUUUAAAUCAAUUACUUACUUAUGAAGCGCUACAGCCCUGCGUGGACGUUGGCCUCCUCAACAAUUCACCUCCAUUCAUCUCUGAUUAGCCAGUCUCUCCAAGUUCCUCUUUAAGUAAUAACCUAAAUAAAAACUUGUUCAAUCUGUAUUUGGUUUGGCAAGUUAAAAUUGGAUUCUAAAUUAAACCUAUUUUACACUUUCAUACCUAAUGUAUUUUUUAUCAAUCUCCUGCAUCAAUAUCGUCUGAUGUGAUAUUUAUAAAUUCAUAUCAAUUAGGAUAAUUAUUGUAUUUAAUGCAUUUCAUUACUUUUAUCAUUUGUAAUAAUUUACUCAUGUUAGAAUUAAAUUUGCAAUGGUA